This is a messenger RNA of Brassica napus (rape), 210 nucleotides long. RefSeq lists its product as uncharacterized. The coding region runs from base 1 to 210 and encodes 69 amino acids. The record is from RefSeq and is a predicted model, not a curated record. NCBI's taxonomy places the organism in Eukaryota, Viridiplantae, Streptophyta, Magnoliopsida, Brassicales, Brassicaceae. The transcript has a single exon.
AUGAAAUCGGAGAUUAUAGCUCCUCCACACAUGGCGUAUAACUCAAAUUCGAGGGGGUUAAAUGUUCAGAAACACAAACUUUGCGGCGAAACUGUAAAUAUUAGCUUCUUUGGGGUUCUCUUUUGUUUUCUCUCUCUCUCUCUCUCGCUGUGGUUUGAUAAUUUGAUACUCUCCAGAAAGAUUGAGAAUGGUGCGUCGUAUAUUAUAUAG